Messenger RNA from Trichoderma virens Gv29-8, 1296 nucleotides. RefSeq lists its product as uncharacterized. The annotation marks the transcript as partial. Lineage: Eukaryota; Fungi; Ascomycota; Sordariomycetes; Hypocreales; Hypocreaceae. The record is from RefSeq and is a predicted model, not a curated record. Gene Ontology annotation, cellular component: membrane. Gene Ontology annotation, molecular function: sphingosine N-acyltransferase activity. Gene Ontology annotation, biological process: ceramide biosynthetic process. The transcript is spliced from 3 exons.
ACAGCCGUUGCCUUCAAUCUCUUGGCUCUCCUCUUUCUUAGCCACUUGAUGAUUCCCAAAUCUCGCGUAUACACGACGCCAUACUUUGAGCUCUCCCACUACAACCCCGACACCGGACUGUACGCGAUUGGUGGAAAUGACUUUUAUUUUGUCAUCUUCUUUGUCGUCUUCUUCACUGGUCUUCGCCAUGCCGCGAUGAGCUUUGUGCUUUGCCCCCUGGCACGACGCGGUGGCAUCUCCAAGAAGAAAGAAGUGGCUCGGUUUUCUGAACAGGCGUGGAAUAUUAUCCACUACUCCAUCUUUUGGCCGCUUGGUCUUUACAUCUGGUACUCGUCUCCCUACUAUCUCAACAUGACCGAGCUCUGGAGCAACUGGCCCAGCCGCGAGAUUAGCGGAACCAUGAAGUUCUACUUUCUUACGCAGUUGGCGUUUUGGCUUCAGCAAAUGCUUGUCGUCCACAUCGAGAAGCAGCGCAAGGAUUACUGGCUGACAAUUGUGCAUCACCUUGUCACCAUUGGGCUGGUUGCCGCGUCGUACUCGUACCAUUUCACCCGUGUCGGCAACCUGACUCUGAUAAUUAUGGACGUUGUCGACGUUAUCUUUCCGCUCGCCAAGUGUGCCAAAUACCUGGGCUACAGAAGACUCUGCGACGGUCUCUUUGGCGGCUUCGUCGUCAUCUGGCUCGCAACUCGCCACGUAUUCUUCCUCAUGGUCAUAUACAGCGUUUACUGCGACACGCGUCGACUCGUGCCGCACGCCUGCUUCCAAGGAUCCAUGGCCAACCUCCAGGGCCCGCUGCCCCAGCCCCGCGGAUGGUCUCUGCUUGAGCCAUUCUACUCGCCACAAGGCAUGAUUUGCGCCAACAGGAGCAUCUUUAUUGGCUUCUUUGCGUUCCUUGUUGCUCUGCAGGGCCUCAUGGUGAUUUGGUCCUACGCCAUCCUCAAGGUCGCGGCGCGAGUGCUCAGCGGCAAAAACGCCGAAGACAUCCGAAGCGACGACGAAGACGAGGCGACUGAGCUGGAAGGCAAGGAUCCCGCCGAAUUCGAGUCUUUUGAUUACUGGGGCCGGACCGUGUACGAACCCAAACCCAAAGCCGAGCCCAAAGCGCCGCUGGUGAAGAAGGGGGAAGUAAAGGAAGGAGAACAAGUAGCCCAGGCGGACAAUGGCGGCGCCAACGGGUGGGAGGGCCUCCAUAGACACUCGAACGCCGUCUCGAGCGGGUUGUAUCUGCCCGGCCAGAGCGAGCAUAAGGAGCUUCUCAACCGGAUUGACGCGCCACGCAGAUGGGCCGACUAA